Molecule: messenger RNA, 1934 nt
Organism: Patella vulgata (common limpet)
Lineage: Eukaryota; Metazoa; Mollusca; Gastropoda; Patellidae
Product: probable histone deacetylase 1-B
Exons: 16
Coding region: 68-1636 (522 amino acids)
Molecular function (GO): histone deacetylase activity
Source: RefSeq, a predicted model, not a curated record
CUUUCUGCUCAUUAGCAUAAAAACAUCAUUUAGAUUCGGCGCGUUGCAGAGAGUAGCAUUGUUGACAAUGGCUUCGUCUCAAGCCCAUAAGAAGAAAUGCUGCUAUUACUACGACGGAGACAUCGGGAAUUAUUACUAUGGCCAAGGACAUCCUAUGAAACCACACAGAAUAAGGAUGACACACAACUUGGUUUUGAAUUAUGGUCUCUAUAGGAAAAUGGAGAUUUAUCGUCCACAUAAAGCCACAGCAGAAGAGAUUACCAAGUUUCACAGUGAUGACUAUAUAAAGUUUUUACGAUGUAUACGGCCAGACAAUAUGUCCGAAUAUAACAAACAGAUGCAAAGAUUUAAUGUUGGUGAAGAUUGUCCUGUUUUUGAUGGAAUGUACGAAUUUUGUCAACUGUCUACUGGGGGGUCUGUUGCUGGGGCAGUAAAACUAAAUAAACAAGCUGCAGAUAUUGCAGUUAAUUGGGCUGGUGGUCUUCAUCAUGCUAAAAAAUCUGAAGCUUCUGGGUUCUGUUAUGUAAAUGAUAUUGUUUUGGCAAUAUUAGAACUUUUAAAAUAUCAUCAGCGGGUGUUAUAUAUUGAUAUUGAUAUACAUCAUGGUGAUGGUGUGGAAGAAGCUUUUUACACAACAGAUAGAGUUAUGUCAGUCUCAUUUCAUAAAUAUGGUGAAUAUUUCCCUGGUACUGGUGAUCUUAGGGAUAUUGGAGCAGGUAAAGGAAAAUAUUAUGCAGUUAAUUUCCCACUCAGAGAUGGUAUAGAUGAUGAUAAUUAUGAAACAAUAUUUAAACCUGUUAUGACUAAAGUUAUGGAUAUGUAUCAACCUAGUGCUCUAGUUUUACAAUGUGGUGCUGAUUCUUUAUCUGGUGAUAGAUUAGGUUGUUUUAAUCUUACUCUAAAAGGUCAUGGUAAAUGUGUAGAAUUUAUGAAGAAAUGGAAUUUACCUAUAUUAUUACUUGGUGGUGGAGGUUAUACUAUUAGAAACGUUGCUAGAUGUUGGACAUAUGAAACAUCUAUAGCUCUUAAUGUUGAAAUUGCAAAUGAGCUACCUUAUAAUGAUUAUUUUGAGUAUUAUGGUCCAGAUUUUAAACUUCAUAUUAGUCCAUCUAAUAUGGCUAAUCAAAAUACAGGAGAAUAUAUGGAUAAGAUAAAAACGAGAUUAUUUGAGAAUUUAAGAAUGUUACCACAUGCUCCUGGAGUACAGAUGCAGCCAAUACCAGAAGAUGCUGUAAAUGAAGAAAGUGAUGAUGAUGAUAAAGAUAAUCCAGAUGAAAGAAUAUCUAUUCGAGCUAGUGAUAAAAGAAUUGCUUGUGAAGAGGAAUUUUCCGAUAGUGAAGAUGAAGGAGAAGGUGGACGACGAGAUCGACAGAAUUAUAAACCUAAAGCUAAACGGGCUAGAACAGACGAAGAAAAGAAAGCUGAAGCUGAAAAAGCAGAUGCAAAGGAGGAUAAAAAAGAUAUUAAGAAAGAAGUAACGAAUUUGGAUAAAGAUGAGAAAGCAACAGAAAAAAGUGACGAGAAAAGUGAUUCAACAGAAAAGAAAGAUGAAAAGCCAGAGGCAAAACCAGAAGGUCCCACAGAAGCCAUGGAUGCUGAUGCACCUACACAGGAACCUGCCAAGAUGGAACAUUAAUUUAAAUCUCAUUUUACCUAGUGCUGACAUUUCAUAUAAACAAUUGGGGUACAUUAUCUCAUGACAAUGGGGAUUUAGUUAUAUUUAUAAAAAAUCAUUUGUGAAUAUUCAUUUCUAUUGACAUUCAAAAAUUUUUGGAACAGCCAUUUUGUUUUUAUUAAACAUUUUAUCUUGUAGAUCAAAUCAAAGUAUGUUUUAUUAGUACAUCUAGUCUGUGACAAAUGUUGUAUUUAUUAUAAUACAUUAUAAAAAAAUUUCAUUCUCUUAUCUUUAAACAAAUAAAUUUUAUACUUGAUAA